UUCAGCAAAAAUAGCAUGUCAAUCUCUGGAAGUCUCACUGUCGUCAAAUUAAAUCAUUAAUAAGGAGUUUUGAGGAAUCAGCACAAUUAUUUAUUUAUUUGUAUUUUCAAUAAAGAUUUUAGUCUGCAGCUUUGACGUGACAGGACUGUGAUGUCUGCAGUGGUGGCCCAGUGUCACUACAGCUUUGGUCUGCGGACAUGCGUGGCAAAUAACCUGUGCUACUUUGAUGAGCAGACUGUCAUCUUCCCAUCUGGGAACAACUGUGUUCGUUACAACAUCGAUCAGAAAUGGCAGAGGUUCAUCCCAGGUUUGGAGAGGAGUCAGGGGAUGUACGCGCUGGCCAUCAGCUCAAACCGCCGCUACCUGGCGGUGUCGGAGCGUGGCGAGAGGGCCACCAUCACCGUGUACGACCUGCAGCACGAGCAGAGCCGGAAGAGGAAGGUGCUGAGCGGAGGGGACAUCCCUGUCCAUGAGUUUGUCUCCAUGGCGUUCUCCACCGACUCCAAGUACUUCAUCAGCCAGUCAGGGGCGCCGGACUACACCCUCUUCUACUGGAUGUGGGAGAAGCAGAAGAUCAUGGCCAUGGUGAAGACCACUGUGGCCGCUAACCCAGUCACCCAGGUCAGCUUGAACCCAUAUGACAACACCCAGAUCUGUGUGAGUGGGAAUGGGGUCUUCAAGCUGUUCCGCUAUGCAGAGGGGGCUCUGAAGCAGUCCACCUUCCAGAAGCUAGAGACGCAUCAUUUGUUGUCCCAUGCCUGGGUGUCUGAGGAGAGGGUGAUAGCUGGGACAGAGGCAGGCAGGCUGAUGGUGUUUGAGUCUGGAGACCUGUGAUGGGAUAUGAGUGUGUCCCCCAAGACCACCAUCUCCAAACAGAUGUUACUCACACAUUGUGAGAGUGACCAUGUUUUACAGUUUUCACAAUUUUUGACUUUUUGCAGCGCAAAGGGAAAUGAUGAAGAGUCCCUUCCUCAGUUGCCCCGGGUUACAGUCAUUACAGCGUACUCCAAAGGCUUUGCCUGCUCGGCCGGUCCUGGGACGGUGUGUCUGUUUGAGAGAACCGACGAUAAGGACAACUACAGGAAAACCAGGGAGAUAAGGAUCCCCCCAGACCAGUGCAGCCACGAGCCCAGCCAGGCAGAGCAACAGCAGAUUGUCUCUCUGGUCAUCAGUCCGUCAGAGGAGACUAUGGUGACCAGUACAGACCGUGGUCAGCUCUACAUUAUCACCCUGUCCUCUGCUGAGAUGAGCAAGGGGGAGCAGGCUCAGUUUGAGUUUCUGUCCUAUUCCUUCCACUCCGGGUCUAUCACUGGUCUGUCCAUCUGCAUCCGUAAGCCCUUCAUCGCUACCUGUUCCCUGGACCAGUCUGUACGCAUCUGGAACUUCGAGACCAACACCCUGGAACUGUAUAAGGAGUUCCAGGAGGAGGCGUUCAGCAUCGCCCUGCACCCCUCUGGCCUGUUUGUCCUGGUGGGCUUCUCUGACAAGCUGAGGCUCAUGAAUCUCCUCAUAGACGACAUCAGGACCUUCAAGGAGUUCAACAUCCGAGGCUGUAGAGAGUGUGCCUUCAGUCACGGAGGACACCUGUUUGCUGCAGUGAAUGGAAACGUCAUUCACAUCUACUCCAGCACCACCUUCGAGAGCGUCCUCAACCUCAAGGGACACAAUGGGAAGGUGCACUCCAUAGUCUGGAGCGGUGACGACAGCAGGCUGGUGUCGUGUGGGAUGGAUGGGGCUGUGUACGAGUGGAACACCCUGACCAGCAAGCGGGAGUCGGAGAGCAUACUAAAGUCCUGCAGCUACACCGGCGUCACCGUCUCCCCCGACGCCAAGACUAUCUUCGCCGUGGGGACCGACUGUACCCUGAAAGAGAUCCAGGACUGUCAAAUCCUGCGUGAGGUGCCUGCUGAAGACGUGGCCUACACCACCAUCACCAUGUCCCGGUCCGGACGCACGCUCUUCACCGGGACCUCUAUCGGAACCAUCAGGGCCAUCAAGUACCCCCUGUCUAUCCAGAAGGACUGGAUCGAGUAUCAGGCCCACUCUUCAACUGUCACCAAAAUGGUGAUCACGUUUGACGACCAGUACCUGCUGACGGUGUCUGAGGACGGCUGUCUGCUCAUCUGGAAGAUCAUAGACAAGGAGGGCCGUGGCCUGAAGAGAGACAAGGACAUCACCUACGCUGAGGAGAUCCUCAUCACCAAGUCAGACCUGGAGGAGAAGAACCAGGUUAUGCUGGAGCUGAAGACCCGUGUGGAGGAGCUGAAGAUGGAGAAUGAGUACCAGCUCCGUCUGAAGGACAUGAACUACAACGAGGACAUCAAAGAGAUGUCAGCUAAGUUUGUUGAGCAGAUAGAGUCGCUCAAGACUAAGAGACAGAUCCUGAAGACGGAACGAAGCAAGAUGGAGUCAGCCAAUCAGGAGGCCAUGUUCGGGGUGACGGAGAAACACUCCAAAGAGCUGCAGGAUCUGGGGUCAGCCAACAGUCAGAAGCUGAUUCUGGAGUAUGAGAAGUACCAGGAGCUGCAGCUCAAGUCUCAGCAGAUACAGCAGGACUACGAGGAACAGCUGCAGCAGAUGGACGAGAGCAAGGCAUCUGCCCUGGAGGAUCUCACCCUCCACUAUGAGGGGAAGCUGCAUGAGAUGCUGCUGGUGUUGGAGCAGUGUCAGGAGGAGUCUCGUAUCCAGGGGAGGGAGUUUGAGGAGAGCAGGAAGCAGAUGGAGGAGGAUGGAGACAGGGAAAUCCAGGACAUCAGGAUCCGCUAUGAGAGAUGGCUGAAGGACGAGAGGGAGACCAACAUGCGCCUGAAGGGAGACACCGGCAUCAUGAAGAAGAAGUUCAGCAGCCUGCAGAAGAAUAUAGAUGACAGGAGCGUGGAGAAAGAGAAGAUGAAGUCAGAGCAACAGAAGCUACUGGCACAUCAGAAGUGUCUGGAGAAAGACAUCCUGGCCCUGAAGAAAGAGAUCCAGGAGAGGGAUGAGACCAUCCAGGAUAAGGAGAAAUGCAUAUACGACCUGAAAAAGAAGAACCAGGAGCUGGAGAAGUUUAAGUUUGUUCUGGACUACAAGAUCAAAGAACUGAAGAAACAGAUCGAGCCCAGAGAGAACGAAAUCAAGGAGAUGAAGGAGCAGACCCAUGAGAUGGAGCAGGAACUGGAUACCUUCCACAAGAAGAACGCUCAACAGGAACUGGACAUCGCUGAGCUGAAGCUCAAACUCCACACCACCGACAAGGAGAUGCACAAGGGACUGCAGAAGGUGAGGGAUGUGGAGGCCCUGGUACGUAGGUUCAGGACGGACCUCCAUAACUGUGUGGGCUUCAUCCAGGAGCCUGAGAGGCUAAAGGACAGCAUAAGAGACCUCUACGACCGCUAUGUACAGAAGACUGAUGUGGUGGAUAUAGUUGGUGUGGACACAGACAUCCAGAGGGAGUACGCCCGGCACAGGGAGCACCUGGAGAGGAACGUGGCGUCCCUGAAGAGGAAGCUGGCCAAAGACGGCGUGGUCCACCAUGCUGACAACGUCAAGAUCCUGCAGGAGAAUGCAACUCUGAUCAGAGAGAUAAAUGAUCUGAGACAGGAGUUGCGUCUGGUGCGUUCCCAGGUCCACGACUACAAGAGUCUGAUGAGAAAGCAGGGCAAGAAGCAGACCAACACUCUCAAAGCGCUGCUAUCUCCCAGGGCCAACCCCAGUAACAUGGUGGUCCAUCUGAACCAGGAGGAGGAGGGGGACCGUAUCGUUCAGCUGCAGCGCCUGGAGAUCCACAGGCUCAGGGAGGAGAUCCAGGUCCUGAUGAAGAUACACCCUUAUAGACCACCCUCCACCGUCAAGCUACCCUCCCUCCAAAUCAACUCAUAACCAUCACCACCCCCAACCCCUCCCUCCAAACCAAUUUUAAGCGACUUGGAAAUAAAAAGGAAAACAAUUCAUAUUAGAUUUUUAAUAUAGCCUAAAUAUAUAUAUUUCAAAUGAGAUAGUCCCAUUUGGAUUUCCAAAAGUGAAUGGAAGGUGUUAUUGGCAGGGUCAAAUCAAAGCAUUGUGUCAGACUAGAAAUUCAGAUAUUAUUUUUUAAUGACAACCUAUUAAUUAACAAGAACAAUUUACAUUGUUGGGUAUGCAAAACAGUCUACUCCAUAUUUAUGAAAUAUGUUAUAGGCUUGUCAGUAGGCUAGCAGAUCUGUGUUUUGAUUAAUGCAUGUGCGUGCGUUUUUUACGG
Molecule: messenger RNA, 4216 nt
Organism: Coregonus clupeaformis (lake whitefish)
Lineage: Eukaryota; Metazoa; Chordata; Actinopteri; Salmoniformes; Salmonidae
Product: cilia- and flagella-associated protein 57-like
Exons: 22
Molecular function (GO): protein binding
Source: RefSeq, a predicted model, not a curated record